Molecule: messenger RNA, 1075 nt
Organism: Dermacentor silvarum
Lineage: Eukaryota; Metazoa; Arthropoda; Arachnida; Ixodida; Ixodidae
Exons: 2
Coding region: 207-848 (213 amino acids)
Source: RefSeq, a predicted model, not a curated record
GACAAGGAAUGCGCGCGCGGAGGUGAUUUCCGUACUGAAUGGAAGACGACAACGCCGAAGAGCGUCCGGCACGUGAACACGCGGUGCAAGAACAGAAAAUAAAAGGAAAAGGCAUCCAAUCAGAAGAAAACACGGAGCUUUGAGCGGCCAAUCAGCAAGAGACGAAUCGACCAGAGUGGCAGAAAAGCGAGGCGCACUGGCAGAGGAUGGGACAGUUCCAGGAAGCGAUGCCAGCAGAAGGUCGGCCACCGUACCGGGAGAUGAAGACGGGCCGUGGGGUACCGGACCCGAGCCACGAAGACUUCGCCCGACCGGGGCCUCCUGCUAACCCGUUCCCAGGUGUCGCCACUCUACCCUAUCAAGAACUGCUACCCGAGGCCGGCGAGCUUCUACGUCCGUGGGCUGAACGUGAGCAGUUGGGCUCACGUUCAUUCAUCCAGUCCGAGUUCUACGCCCAGCUGACCGGCUGGAACGCCGCCAUCUGCCCGUACCGCCAAGCCACCUGCCUUCCCUCUCCAAGCCAGAGCUGCCGCUCUCUGAUUGCCUGUUCAACGGUCCAGUAUACCGACUUUGCUCGUCGUUGGGCGACCCAGUAUAGGGGUCAAGGUGGUGACGUCAGCAACGGUGCGGGGUGGCGUCGUCGUGGUCGGCGAGACAGGAGCGGCCGGGCUGCUCUCCGCCGUGCCGCCCACCGUUCGCGGGCUGACGAAGCCGACCCAGUAGGGGUCAAGGUGGUGACGUCAGCACCGGUGCGGGGUGGCGUCGUCGUGGUCGGCGAGACAGGAGCGGCCGGGCUGCCCACCGCCGUGCCGCCCACCGUUCGCGGGCUGACGAAGCCGUUGCAGUAGCUGGUCGUCACCGGGCUCGGUGGCGGGAUCGCAGCGGGGCGCGUCUGGGACACCACCCGCUGCUGAAGAGCCUGCGCGAAGGAACUGCGCACGGUACCCGCGGAAGACAGCGUUGCGGGAGCCACGCCUCCGCCGGGCUCCGAUGCGAAUCGCGGAAAAGACCGACGACAUCGGAGAAAGAGCUUGUCAAUUGGGCUAGUUAGCCGUGUAUUAUAAUAAUAAUAAAA